Esox lucius (northern pike) is the source of this 3708-nucleotide messenger RNA. It is a transcript of the gene pax3b, whose product is annotated as paired box 3b. Gene Ontology annotation, biological process: anatomical structure development; regulation of transcription by RNA polymerase II. The record is from RefSeq and is a predicted model, not a curated record. Gene Ontology annotation, molecular function: RNA polymerase II cis-regulatory region sequence-specific DNA binding; DNA-binding transcription factor activity, RNA polymerase II-specific. Lineage: Eukaryota; Metazoa; Chordata; Actinopteri; Esociformes; Esocidae. The transcript is spliced from 9 exons. Bases 435 to 1913 code for a protein of 492 amino acids.
CAGCACAACUCAUAAAUGUUCUCUAGGUUUUGACCAUCUUCCCUCAAUCUGAACAUGUGUCAACAACAAAAGUGACGAUAACAACGUCAAUGAUUAUCACUGACAUCGCAUACUGCAUCGAACCCGAGUUUCUAUCGUCUGAUGAAACAUCAACGCGUAUUAUAGAGACACUCUUCAGAGGUCUACCUCCAGUUUCUUGCUGGCUUGGUAACUUGGGCUCUUUUCAUCUGGAAGCGGGCGUGUUUUUUUUCUCUCCCGGGGCGCUGGAUUCUGUGUAGCCCAGUGGCAAUAUCCGUCCAAAGACGUAUCUUGGUGGAAUUACCGGGCGAUUCUAUUCUAUUUGGAAUUCUCUCCACCGGAGAAGCUCCCUCUUCGGCCACUCCUCGUCCUCUUCUCUGGUGGGAGGUUAGCAGAAGGCAUAGGGUUGUGGAGGUAUGACUGCGUUGGCUGGGGCUUUACCAAGGAUGAUGCGCCCCACGCUGGCUCAGAACUACCCCCGCAGUGGCUUCCCACUGGAAGUCUCUACCCCGUUAGGUCAAGGCAGAAUGAACCAGCUUGGGGGAGUAUUCAUAAAUGGCAGACCUUUACCUAACCAUAUCCGCCAUAAGAUUGUGGAAAUGGCCCACCAUGGCAUCAGGCCGUGCGUUAUCUCACGUCAACUCCGGGUCUCUCACGGAUGCGUGUCCAAAAUCCUCUGCCGGUACCAGGAGACUGGCUCCAUUCGACCCGGGGCCAUUGGAGGGAGCAAACCCAAGCAGGGAACUACGCCUGAUGUGGAGAAGAGAAUAGAGGAUUACAAGCGUGACAACCCGGGUAUGUUUAGCUGGGAGAUUCGGGAUAAAUUACUGAAGGAUGGGAUAUGUGACCGGAACACCGUUCCAUCAGUGAGCUCUAUCAGUCGCAUCAUGAGGAGUAAAUUCGGAGGGAAGGGAGAUGAUGAUGAUGAUGAAGAUGAAAUCGAGAAAAAGGAGUUAGAAGACAACGAACGGCGGGCCAAACACAGCAUCGAGGGCAUCUUAGGAGACCGAUCGAGCCACUCAGAUGAGGGGUCCGACGUGGAGUCUGAACCAGACUUGCCUCUGAAGAGGAAGCAGCGGCGCAGUAGAACCACCUUCACAGCUGAACAGCUGGAGGAGCUGGAAAGAGCCUUCGAACGGACCCACUACCCAGACAUCUACACCAGGGAAGAGCUGGCUCAGAGGGCCAAGCUCACAGAGGCCAGAGUACAGGUGUGGUUCAGUAACAGAAGAGCCAGGUGGAGGAAGCAGGCAGGAGCCAGUCAGCUCAUGGCUUUCAAUCACCUGAUCCCUGGAGGGUUCCCGCCCUCUGCCAUGUCCAGUCUCUCACCCUAUCAGCUGGCUGACAGCCCGUAUCCCCCGACGUCUAUAUCACAAGUGUCUGAGCAGGCUAGCACGCUACACCGUCCCCAGCCCCUGCCCCCUUCCUCAGGCCACCAGGGCUCAGUUGGGGGAGGGCAGGACGGAGGGUCGGCCUACUGUCUGGCCUCCGGAAGGCACGGCUUCUCAGGCUACUCCGACAGUUUCGUAACGUCAGGAGGCCCGCCCAACGCAAUGAACCCCGCCAUCAGCAAUGGCCUCUCUUCCCAGGUGAUGGGUCUUUUGAAUCCAGGCGGGGUGCCUCACCAGCCCCAGAGUGACUAUGCCAUCUCCCCCCUGACAGGCGGCCUGGAGCCCCCCGGGGGAAUGGGGGCCAGCUGCUCCCAGCGUCUGGAACACAUGAAAGGUCUGGAGGGCCUGUCCGGUGUCCCCAACAUCCCCAGUCUCCCGUCGCUGCCCAACACCCAGUCCUACUGCCCGUCCUCCUACAGCUCCCCGGCCUACAGCGUGGACCCCGUGAGCUCCUACCAGUAUGGGCAGUACCACGGACAAAGUAAGGUGCCCUUCAUUAUCUGAGACCAGAGAUCACCUGAGAACCUGCUUCCCUUGAAUUGACCCUUCAACUGCGACCUGGCCCAGUCCAUCCCUGACCUGGGCACCUCAACUCAACAAUGAUCUGUUCCUGUAGACCAAGAAAGUACAUUGUUAGAGAGGAAUUUAAGGCCAAAAACCCCCCCACAAAAAAAACCCACACAAACGUAGAAUGAUGUGUGUUGACUGACCUGGGUUCCACUGGAUGAAGUCUGCCCCACAUUGGGCACCAGCUGUAACCAGAAGGGCCAUGGAGGACUCCGCCACAGAGCAGCCUUUGAGCAGACAAGCCUGGACGCGAUGGGCCGUCAUCACGUCACUGUGUAUUUAGACACCAGUAGCCUUAGAGCAGAGAAAAGCCUUUAUACUUGUUAGCCAUAGGGCCAAAUGAAUCCAUAUUCUUCCUAUUCAUUUCUGAACGAAAAAAGAAUGUGAUUUUCACUUUUGCGUACAAUUCUUGCUGCGGCAGAUUCUGUUCCGCUACGGAGAAGAAGGAGCACAAUAUUCCAGCUGUAUGUGGGAAAAACAAUGGUAGAAAAGAAAAUUGUUAAAAAAACGAUUUGUUCCAUCAAGUGGAAGGAUUUGAGACAUCAUACAUAAACUGAUAAUGUAUACACUGUAGAAAAAAUAUUCUGUUUCGUUAAACUUACAAUUAUAAGUCAACCAGUGAGAAUAGGAUUGUUAGUGAAUCAUACUGGAGCAGGUUGACUUUUGUAAGUUAAAGUGUUUUAUUUCAUUUAAAAAAAAAAAGUUUUACAGUGCACAGUUGUCCUGUUCCCUGGAUCAUGUCAAACAAUGAAUGUUUUAAAAUAUUUUUCACAACUCUCACUGUGUUUUGUUGAAGACUCAGAUCUUUUGUAGCUUUAGAGGGUUUCCAAGGGGUCAUGGGUGACUUUGGGGAAAGUGACAGAUGAAGGAAGAGGAGGAGGAGAUGGAGGAGGGGGGACUCAGUAGCUCUGAAAGGUAAAAAGGCUGAUCAGUCGAGGGAUAGAGAAUCCCCCCCAAUGGAGACCUAGUUGUUUACGAAACUCACAACCCGGAGACACUUGAGAAGUCCAGGAAAACUUCACCACAGACUAGCCCAGCUGACUAGCAGUGCAAUAUAAUACGCAGUACAACUCUUUGACUGGUUCUGUACCUCAGUCAGCCAAUGCAUCGACCUAUCUCGUGUCUUAAGCUAGAAACCUUUUCAUUACAACUGAGUGCUUUUUUUAUGACACGUGCCUUUAAGACUUCGAGGUACAAAACAAAUAAUAAUGACAGCCACCAACGUCGAUAGCAGCCACUGUGAUUGCGAAUCGCCUGGGAAAGAUGGGACACACAUUGUAAAAAAGACACCGAAGUCAUUCCAGGCAAGUGUGGAGAGUAUUGCUUUAAGGGAAAAAAAAAAGGAAGUCGAGAUUUUUUUCUUAAAUACUGCAAAGCCAAAUGAUUUAAUUUGAUUUCAUUUGCUUUUGUGUUUUUUUGUUGUGUUUUGCAGCGACAAAGGUCAAUAGUGCAGUGUUUUUGUCACAGCCUUAUUUAUUAUCCGGGUAAACUGAUCAGUAACAUCAUUCUUCAACGUUCUGCAACGUUUUAGUGCCGUUAACUGCAACACACAGGAACUUUGCGUGGUAGAUGGAUGCGUAAACACAUCCUAGUUCAAAGGUUGCUAAAACACUCAGUGAUCAAUUGUACAUUUGCCUGUAACAUUGCUUUUUUCUUUCUUUCCGAUGGUUUCUUACAUUUUUAUAUAUUUUUUGUAUAAUUUGACAGAAUGAUGAUGUAAUGUCUUGUGUAC